AUGACCCGUGAACACCCCGAUAUGACAGCCAAUAUCCUCCUUUUGGAGGAGAAGAGGGAAGAAUGGCUUCGAUUGAAUCCGCAGAGGGCCUUAUUCGCCAACCCGGGUCCUCCGUGGUGGGAAAACUUGCAGCAUGCCCUUCGCCAACGGGGUUUUUCUAUCCAUAAAUACGCCAAAUUCGACACCAUCCAUGAUCCGAACUCUACGUGGCUUCUCGUCGCCUCCUCGUCUGCAUCAUUCCCCGAUUUCCUAUUAGAGCUACCUCAAAGGGUGGUGCCGGCGUCAGGAUUGAGGAGUUUGGUUUCCUCUAAACGUGCCCUGUGUUCAACAUUGAGCACGGGUAGGGGAAAGGUGGAGACAUUGAGAGAAUCCCCCAUCGCUCCCUUGUGUCUCGGGAUGCCAGAAGACUCCCAGCGGCUCCAGCAUCUUCUCGACGUCUACUCCUUGCAACACAGGUGGAUCUGGCUCCCCUCAACGGUUCCCGGACAGAGGAAGCAAGUCUUCACGACCAAAGAUCUCUACGGCAUUUUUCAGUCGAACGGUGGGGAAUGGAGAGCGGGAGGCGUGUUGAGGGAAAUGAUGGAGGGGGGCCUCAGGGUCCGGGGUUCCCUCGCGAGUCUGCAUCUUCUCCUUCUCGUCACCUCUUUCUUCCCCCUCAGAUUCUUCUUGGCCCCGAGGGCCUCCCUUGUAUAUUUCCGCUUCGAUCAUCGCCGUUCCUUCAACGAGAUACCCGAAGAAGAGAAAUGGAGCUUGGACGACUUCCUCCUCUGGGUCCGCGACCAGAGAGGCUCGAAAGACGCCGACCUGGCGAAGCAAUCCAUCGAGAUCUGCCUCGUUCGGUUUCUUCUUCUCCUCGAGCACCUGAUCAGGACCGAAUGUCCUCAAUCGAAACGGUGCACCGAAUGCGAGUGGGAUCUCCUGACUGUCGAGAUGGGUUUCAAUUCUUCUCUCUACCCAUUCAUCAUGGACGUGAAUCUUCGUCCCUCUCUUCUGGAUCUCGAUGACGUCACGAGAAAGGAUCUCUUUUCGGAAAUGCUGGACAUUUUGAUCCCAGAAAGUGAUUCUUCCGUGGCGACCGAGGUCGAUCGAGCACUUUCAAGUACUUCUUUAGACGUCGGUGUGAUGGGGGAAGGGAACUGUGGCCCAGGACACGACAUCUGCCUUUCUCACGACGAACUGGAGAUCCUACUUCAGUACAGACGAGAAAGCAAACAGUCCCUGACGUCCUUUCGUCUGGUCUAUCCGUCGGUGGAUGAAUCUCGUCACACCGACUUCAUCCAGGAACUGAACGGGGCCUUCGACCAUCCCAGGCCGGAACGAGUUUUGAAGCUGCAUGAUCUGUACGCGAGGGUCCAUCGAUUCUUUCAUGGCUUCAGAAGCAGAUGGGAAAAGAAGAAUGAGCAUCAGCUCGAAGAAACAACAGCUUGCUCUAAUGAUGAAGGAAGCCUUGGCACCCUGCGUGGGAUCGAGCUGGUGCCCGGAGACUAUACAUUGGCUUUGCAGCCUGAAUUCCACCCCCUGACUCGGAAUUACUCCGCUCACGUCCCUUAUAAACAUCACGUGGUCGGGGUGAAGGCCCUGGAGGCCCAUUGCAACACUGAAGCACGUGUCAAUCACGUGGUUGGCCCGAGCGGACUCGUGAAUGUAACGGUGGGGAUCGGUGAGACCCGUGUCACGAUCUACGUCGUGGAUCUCAGCUCCAGAGACUCCAUGAAAGCAGUGAACAAGUACGAAAUCUGGUUGAAGAGGCAAGCCCGAUCCCCGGCCAAGAAUCGCCCGCUUCCUACUCCGUCUUCCUACGAGGCCUUUGCCAUCAUACAGGAUUGCGACAUGAUAUUCUCAGGGAACGAUCCAUGUGGCCUCUUUCCUCUUGGAUUGCCUUGGGACGAGUUCCUCAACCAGUCUUCCCAACUUCCCAUCUGCCCCAGUGCACACGUUUCGGGGAGAUGGGUGGUGCCUUGUCGGUGCGAAAUCCAAGAUAUCCCGUGUGAGACGUGCCGUUGGGAUGAAGCCGUAUGGCAACCUCAUAACUGCCGAUUCAAGUAUUUUCAACCUGGGGAUCUGCAGAGGUGUUUCGCCGGUCGAAAGCUUCUGUUCCUGGGUGACUCCACCACGCGAGGGAUCUUGUAUCGAUUGAUUGAACGGGUGAAUGGGUCGUUGGGGUUCGGGGACAAAGUGCACGGGAUGGCCGUCCUGCCCCCGUGGAACGGCGACGGGGGGACGGCCAGGGCAGGAUUCUUCUAUUUCCCUCAGUUCUGGCUUCCCUCGAAUCGCCGACCCACUUUCGACGAGUCACUCUUUCAACUCAUCAUCAAGUUGAGUCCUUUGCGGAACGAUUCCUCAACGGUAAUCGUGAUAGGGGGAUACGGGUUCCUCGCCUCCACCCACAUUCACAUGAUCUCCCGGGUCCUUCGCAGAGAGGGCCUGGAAGGGAGCAGAGUGGUAAUAAAAACCAUUGGAGCUGGGCUGAGGGACUCUUGCAAUUCGUUGGAAGAGGUGUGUCGAUUGGGGGUGCAGAAUAAUGCCCUGAAGGCGUUGGCAUUGGCCAAGGGGUUUCGGGUCCUGGACACUUUCAACAUCACCAUGGCUAGGUUUCGAGACUUCUACCCUGGCUCCUGUGCCUGCCAUUUCCACAAGACGGAGGCAUCUGGGGGAUCAGGCUUGGGGCUUUUUACCGUGACGGGGCCCGUCAAUGCCGCCUAUACGGACAUCCUUCUUCAAGACCUCUGCUCUGCUGCCACAAUUGAUGCGGGCAGAGACAGAGAGAGAUGA
This is a messenger RNA of Darwinula stevensoni, 2772 nucleotides long. The record is from the annotation of a GenBank genome assembly. NCBI's taxonomy places the organism in Eukaryota, Metazoa, Arthropoda, Ostracoda, Podocopida, Darwinulidae.